Tachysurus vachellii is the source of this 1493-nucleotide messenger RNA. RefSeq names its product heme-binding protein soul5, like (gene soul5l). Bases 142 to 1095 code for a protein of 317 amino acids. The record is from RefSeq and is a predicted model, not a curated record. The transcript is spliced from 8 exons. NCBI's taxonomy places the organism in Eukaryota, Metazoa, Chordata, Actinopteri, Siluriformes, Bagridae. Gene Ontology annotation, cellular component: cytoplasm.
ACACACACACACACACGUCCUCGUGAGCGCGCAGAUGCGGUGCACGUGAGCGCGCAAGUCUCUUAGCUCUUACAGCAGACUCAAACUGAACGUAGCUCAGUCACCGUCAUCUUCAUCUUCAUCACCACUGAACCUGUCAGCAUGUUACUUCUCCGCUGUAUUGUGUAUUUAACUCUGCUGCUGGUGGCUGAGAGUGGAGUGGGCUCAAGUAAUUCCACAAGCAGUUACUGCACCGAGUCUAAGGAGUGCCUGCAGUUUGAGUUGGUGUGCCAGACAGACGAGUAUGAAGUGCGACACUACUCUCCUACUCGGUGGGUGUCCACUGACGCUGAAGCUUAUCUCAUGGGCGUUGGAGCAGCCAUGGCCUUCAGACGUCUCUAUCAGUACAUCACUGGAACCAACCAAGCAGGUAUUCAGAUGGAGAUGACCGCUCCAGUUUUAGUUGAAGUACCAGAAGAGACCCACACAUGGGAGCCAGCACUCUACACACUGAGCUUCCUGCUCCCUUCAGUCUUUCAGAGUGAACGUCCUCCUGACCCGAUCGAUGACAAGCUGUAUUUUACAGAGAUGCCUGAGAUGAAUGUGUACGUGAGGAGUUAUGGUGGAUGGAUGCUCUCGGUCUCAUCUCGACUCCACACACACCUGCUAACCAAAGAGCUGCAGAGAGUCAACGCUGACUACAACCACACACACCACUAUGCUGUGGGCUAUGACAGUCCUCUGAAACUCCUACACAGACAUAAUGAGGUGUGGUACCUGGUGAACGGCGAGCCAGUGUGCAACGGAACGAUGAAUGAACCUCCUCAGAACACCACCGCUAUUACUGCUACUUCUAACACUACUCUCACUGCUACUGCUAGCACUGCUAAUUCUUCUACUACUGCUAGCACUGCUAAUUCUUCUACUACUGCUAGCACUGCUAAUUCCUUUACUACUGCUAGCACUGCUAAUUCUUCUACUACUGCUAGCACUGCUAAUUCCUUUACUACUGCUAGCACUGCUAAUUCUUCUACUACUGCUAGCACUGCUAAUUCCUUUACUACUGCUAGCACUGCUAAUUCUUCUGUGGCUACUGAUCCUACUGCUACUGAAUAACCAGAAGGCUCCAGUGAAAUUGGCUUUGGAAUUCUGCAUGUCUUCAGAAGAUACCCGAUGUGGCCAAACUGGGACCUCCAUAAACCGACUCGGUUAUCAGAUCCAUCUCUAAAUAUUGACAAGAAUCUUUUCUCCAUCAUCCAGGAAACAGGGUGAAAAAUUCCUCAGCUUUAGCUUAUUAUCUUGGUUAAAUGUCAGUAUAAAAAGGGUUCCUUGUGCAUUCUUUGGGCUGUCCUUGAGUUUAGUACAUUUUAAUUUGCAGUAUAUUUAUGUAUCAACGUCCCAACUUUUGGUGCUUCAGGAAUCAGGAUUGAUGUCGUCAUAUCAGAAGUUGCUGAGAUUUUCCAUCUGAUGUAAUUGUGAUAUAAUGCCACAAAUCUCCAUGCUGCAUUCACUAA